Molecule: messenger RNA, 784 nt
Organism: Gadus chalcogrammus (walleye pollock)
Lineage: Eukaryota; Metazoa; Chordata; Actinopteri; Gadiformes; Gadidae
Gene: c9h15orf61
Product: chromosome 9 C15orf61 homolog
Exons: 3
Coding region: 118-597 (159 amino acids)
Source: RefSeq, a predicted model, not a curated record
AGCUCCGUUUCCAGCCGGAUGAUUACAGCGGAGGCACAAGUUGAACACCGCCACAGUAGCCGACCAGAGUUGUUGUCAUUCAAUUUCGUUUAGACACUUCCAAGAUCAAAAGACGCAAUGCAAUCGAACAUGAAGGAAGUAUUUAGAAGGGUGCAUAACGUCUUUCUUAAGGUAAUGCUCUUUCCAAGCACUUUCGGCAGAACGGGACCCCGUCCCACCGCCUCAGAGGUGCUGGACUGCCACCUCACGCAGCGGGGUCUGCCCCCCUGGACCUCCUUCUGUGUCCCCUACAGCGCCGUAGAAAACGACCAGUUCGGACUGUCCAACUUCAACUGGAGUGUCUCUGGAACUAACUAUCAAAUACUCAGAACAGGCUGCUUCCCUUUUAUCAAAUAUCAUUGCUCAAAGGCACCCCACCAGAACCUGGAUAUAGAAGACACGUUCUUUACCAUCCUGAAAGUCAUCAAUCUAGGUGUCCCCUGUGUAGCCUAUGGCGUGGGCUGCUGGCUGGUGGUGGGGGCUUCUGAAACAGUGCAGACGAGUGUUGGGAAGGUAACGGUCUAUUUUGCAUACAAAGAAGAUGGAGCUCAGUACUGAAGCAAGAAUGCAUCAAAUGGGACAAAGAGAACUACACUAUUCAAAAUAUACUGUGAGAAUGUAAAGUUUUUUUUCUGUUGCUAUCCAAAUGUCAGUAUUCAGUGCUUAUGCUUUCUUCAGUUUGGCAGUAUUGUACAUUUUAUUAAUAAAUCGUAUUUAAUAUGAAAAAAUGCAAUUGGGCCUAUUG